This is a messenger RNA of Cladophialophora carrionii CBS 160.54, 696 nucleotides long. RefSeq lists its product as uncharacterized. The coding region runs from base 1 to 696 and encodes 231 amino acids. The record is from RefSeq and is a predicted model, not a curated record. Lineage: Eukaryota; Fungi; Ascomycota; Eurotiomycetes; Chaetothyriales; Herpotrichiellaceae. The transcript has 2 exons.
AUGCGUUUCGCUUUCGCCGCAGUCGCCGCGCUCUGCGCAGCAGUUGUUUCCGCACAGAACAAUGCCAUCAAUGUUCCUGCUGGCGCUGCCACGCUGGAUGUGACGGCAGGCCAACCCCUGACGAUUGAAUGGACCAACCCGUCGAGCGGCACCGUCACCAUCAAGCUGCAGCAGGAUCCCGUCACUCCUGACUCUGGCUUCGUGCUAGUUUCCGGCAUUCCCGCCUCUGCUGGAACAGCGACCGUUCAGAUCCCUCCUCCUGAAGACGUCAACUCCCACGUAUACACGAUUGAAAUCAUCGACGACACAGACCCUACCAACAUCAACUUCUCUCCCAACUUUGGCAUCCAAGGCGCGACCGGGACAGCCACUGGCGUCGCGACCGGCUCUGCUACCUCCACCGACUCUGCCACGGCGACAGGAACCAGCACAGACAGCUCUGCCACAAGCAGCGGCACUUCCACAGAUACCUCGACGAUCACUUCCACAGACAGCUCGAGCAGCUCUGCCACGAGUUCUUCGUCGAGCGACAGUGAAACUUCGGCAAGCACUACAAGCUCCCAGUCCAGGUCAUCCACUUCAUCCGCCACCGCAACUGAGACCACGACCGCUCCAGACCCUAACAGCGGUGCCGGUAGCCUCAAGCUCCAAGGUGGUGUCCUCGCCAUGGCCAUCGGGCUCAUCGCAGUCAUGUGA